UGAGGGAGACUUUGGACAAUCCCGGGCACUGUUGUCAGUCUCCAGCCGCACUUCCGGUCCUGUUGGACCCCUGACGACCUUCCUUUCCUCUGGACUCUCGGACUCCCGCCUCUGGAACACGUGACAUCAUUUGCAGCCGGUCCAGGACCUCGGAGACUUUUGUGCAGGACUUUGGAACAUCUGACGACUUUGUAGCACAUUAUUACACCGCUUUGGAAUAUUGGAGGACUUGGUAGGAAAUUAUUACACACUUUUGGAAUAUUUCCAGAGUAUUAAAAGACUUUGAAGACAUGACGGCCAACAAGGACAAAAAGAGGAGCAGCUCGGAUCGCCGCAAGGAGAAGUCCCGUGACGCCGCUCGCUAUCGCCGCAGUAAAGAAAGCGAAGUUUUCUACGAGCUGGCUCACCAACUUCCUGUGGCUCGCAGCAUCAGCGCUCACCUGGACAAGGCGUCCAUCAUGAGGCUCGCCAUCAGCUUCCUGCGCACACGCACACUCUUUGCCACAGGCUGCAAUGGCAACGAGGAGGAGCAGAUGAGCAGCUUCUACCUAAAGUCUCUGGAGGGCUUCGUCACCGUGGUAACGUCUGACGGGGACAUGAUCUUCCUGUCGGAAAACAUCAACAAAUUCAUGGGGCUCACACAGGUGGAGCUGACGGGUCACAGCAUCUUCGACUUCACACACCCGUGUGAUCACGACGAGAUCAGAGAGAACCUCAGCCUCAAGACCGCCAGCAGCGGCUUCAGAAAAAAGAGCAAAGAGCAAAGCACCGAGCGGGACUUCUUCAUGCGGAUGAAAUGUACGGUGACCAACAGGGGGCGCACUGUCAACCUAAAGUCUGCCAGCUGGAAGGUGCUUCACUGCGUGGGACACCUGAAGAUGUGCGACAGCGCCACCUCGCAGGUGCUGUGCAGCCUCAAAGACCCGCCCCUCACCUGCGCAGUGUUGAUGUGUGAGCCUAUCCCGCACCCCUCCAACGUCGACGCCCCUUUCGACAGCAGGACAUUCCUGAGCAGACACAGCAUGGACAUGAAGUUCACUUACUGUGACGACAGAGUAACUGAGUUGAUGGGUUACACUCCUGAUGAUCUGCUGGGCCGCUCAGUCUAUGACUUCUAUCACGCUCUGGACUCUGACAAUGUCACCAAAAGUCAUCACAACUUGUGCACCAAAGGACAGGCGGUGUGCUCUCAGUAUCGCAUGCUGGCAAAGAGCGGAGGUUACGUGUGGCUCCGAAGUCAAAGCACCGUCAUCUACAACAACCGCAACUCUCAGCCUCAGUGCAUCGUCUGCAUCAACUACGUCCUCAGUGACAUCGAAGAGAAGUCCACCGUCUUCUCCCUGGAGCAGACCGAGUCUCUGUUCAAGCCCCGCCUACUCAGCAGCUUCUUCACAGGCGGAGGAGGAGGAGGAGGCCUCGACCCCGGUCUAGAUCCCGGUCUGGAUCCCGGGGACGCGCUCUUUACCAAACUCAAGGACGAGCCGGAGGACCUGGCCCAGCUGGCGCCCACACCUGGAGACACCAUCAUCAGCCUGGACUUCGGUGGACCUCGUCUGGACGAGUCGGCAGAGCAGGCGACGUACCGCCAGUUGUCGGCUGCCGCCAUGCCCCCACCGGGACCGGCGUCCUGGGCCGGCGAGGGCCAGAAGGCGGUGCCGCCUCCAUCCGCGGGGGGCGGGACUAACAUGGCGUCCUCGGUCACUGCUCGACAGAAUCCGCCGCCGUGCAGCGCCACUCCCAGCCUGAGCAGCUGCUCCACGCCCAGCAGCCCAGAAGAUUACUACAGCACUAUUGACAGCGACCUGAAGGUGGAGCUAACGGAGAAACUCUUCGCUUUGGACACCAAAGGCAACAGUCCUGUGUCUACUGAGAGGGACUUGAGUGACUUUGAUCUGGAGACAUUGGCUCCCUACAUCCCCAUGGACGGAGAAGACUUCCAGCUCAAUCCCAUCAUUUCAGACUCCGAGCCCCUGGAAGUGGGUGUGUCCAUGGGGAGCAGUAGUGGCGGCGGCAGCCUGGCUCAGUCCCAGCAGACCCCCAAGCAGAGCUUCAGCAACAUUGCCAGCCUCUUCCAGCCGCUCUCCUCGCCCCCUCAGCAGCAAGGCCGCUACCGGACCCAUCCCGCCGCCGCCGCCGCCUCCUCCUGGUCUGCGGGGGAGGACAGAGGCUGCGGUCAGGGGGAGCUGGACCCGAGGACGAGGUGCCACAUGAUGGGGUGCAUGCAAAACCCCCCAUGCCAAGUGCCUGCCAGCACCCCUUUGUCUUCCAUGGGGGGCAUUCAGAACCUGCAGUGGCCUCCUGAUCCUCUGCUGACUUACCAGCAACACGCCAACAAAGGUUACCGCAUGGACUCUUUGUCUGGAGACCCGCGCCUGUCUUGCCAGCAGAACCUACAGAGCGUCCUGCACAACCACAGGUCCAUGGAGAACUUUGGACAAGCUUACAGAGACCUGCGUCCUCCUCGUGUAGACAACAGCGUCAAACGCUCCUUCGAUCAAAUGGCGGGUGAAUGUAAGACGUCAGAAAGCAUGUGGAAGAAGAUGAGGAGCAACAUGUCCGGUCGUGGUCCAGGCGAGCUGAAAGCGGACACCAGGACUUUGUGUUUGGGAAGUGUGCAACAGCACAGGAAGUCUCAGUAUCCAGGAAGUCUUGCCAGUCGCUUACUGGGUCCGUCGUACGACUUCUGUCUGCCGGAGUUGACCCGCUACGACUGCGAGGUCAACGUACCGCUGCAGGGCCACCUGCACCUGCUGCAGGGCUGUGACCUGCUGAGAGCUCUGGACCAAAACACCUAGAAGGUCCUCGUCCUGACAUGGACCUCACUUUGUUGGAAUGAUGGACACCACUCCCACACUUGGACUGCCUUGUUUCCUCCUUCGCACGUCCUGCCUUCUGUAGCCGCCAUCUUGUUGUCCACCUCACCCCAACACGGAUGUGUCAUGUGACCCUGCGUGACCUGUAGGCCGUGAGCGGUCACAGGUCAGCAGUUUGAGACAUGGUGUCAAAGGAGAUGAUGUCAAAUAGAUGUUCGUUCUUAACCAAUACACGUAACUAAGUUUUAUUGUUCGCUAAUACACGUUAGCUCAUUUC
Messenger RNA from Nerophis lumbriciformis (worm pipefish), 3090 nucleotides. It is a transcript of the gene epas1b, whose product is annotated as endothelial PAS domain protein 1b. The record is from RefSeq and is a predicted model, not a curated record. Gene Ontology annotation, molecular function: protein dimerization activity; DNA-binding transcription factor activity, RNA polymerase II-specific; RNA polymerase II transcription regulatory region sequence-specific DNA binding. Gene Ontology annotation, biological process: regulation of transcription by RNA polymerase II; cellular response to hypoxia. Lineage: Eukaryota; Metazoa; Chordata; Actinopteri; Syngnathiformes; Syngnathidae.